GAGUAUUUUUCUCAUUUAAUCGCCACGGGUCUUCAUAGAGGUGUAUAAAAGAGUUGAAAGUCAAAAACUUUGUUUCAUUUCACAACGCCUUGAACGCAUGGAACGUUCUUUUGUUAUUUAAUGAAAAAUAAAUAGCAAAAAACUCAUUCUAAAUUCAAACAAAAUCAUCAAACAGAUUUAUAAAAUCAAAUUUAAUAUUAAAGAAGAAAAAAUAUUUUUUCAAAAUUCUAAUUCGAUUUGAAUUUUUCUUUUUUGCAACCUGCCGCAAUGUUGGGAAUAUUGCUGUUAUUGGUGCUUUUGAUAAUCGUGUGUGCGGUCGGUGCGGUAUGGGCCUGGGAACGCAUGCUAUUGGUGCAUCGCACUGCGCAUGUGCCGACAUUACCUGAAGUCCUGCCUGUGAUUGGACACGCUCACAAACUGCGCGGAGACCAAACUCAGAUUUGGGAAUACUUGAAGGAGAUAAGUCUAAUAACGAAUAAGAAUGGCGGAUUAUCAAAAUUAUACUUAGGCCCUACUCCUUGUAUACUGGUGACUGACCCGGAGCUGGCGCUGCCGCUGAUGAACGCGUCUCUGGACAAGUUCUACGUGUACAACUUCGGAUCCUCGUGGCUGGGGGAGGGGCUCAUUACUGGGAGUGGUCCGACCUGGAAGCGGCACCGCAAGCUACUCAUGCCGGCCUUCAACCAGCACAUCCUCAACGGGUUCCUGGACAUCUUCAACCACCAGUCCUCGAUGCUGGUGAAGGCCCUGAGCCCUCAGGUGGGCAAGGGAGAGUUCGAGCACUGGCCCUACUUGUCUGUCAAUGCUCUGGAGACUAUUUGCCAGACAGCUCUAGGCCUACCUGACACUGAAGACGAAUCUUUGAUCAACGAGAAAUACAGCGAUGCCAUGGAAAACUUCUUGGACAACGUAGUGCACCGCAUCAUGACGAUAUGGCUACAUCUGGAGUUUGUCUACAAGUGGAGCCCGACUAAAGAUAGCGAGAUGAAGAAUGUAGCUGUGCUGAAGUCUUUGUCGACGAAGGUCCUUAACAAACGCAAGGACCAGACCAACGAUGCUGAUGUAUCAGACACAAAGUUCAAAGCCUUCCUGGAGAUCCUGUUGGAGCAGGGCAAGAGCGGCAAUCUCUCCGACCAGGAGAUCAGAGAGGAGGUGGACACCAUCAUAGCGGCCGGCCACGACACCUCCUCCACGGCGCUCCUGUAUACUCUGAUAUUGCUAGGAUCUCACCCUGAAGCACAGGAGAGGGCUUAUGAAGAAAUCAAAGAGGUAUUCGGCGACUCCGACCGAGAUGUCCAGAAAGAGGACUUACCGAAGCUCAUCUACUUGGAGGCUGUCAUCAAGGAGUCUUUGAGACUGUACCCCACAGUGCCUUUAGUGGCCAGAGAAGUGGACACUGAUGUUAAUGUUGAGAACCUAAAUCUACCGAAGGGGUCCACAAUAGUCCUCUCCAUCUGGGGCAUGCAGCGCGGCGCGGCGUGGGGCGCGGCGGCCGGCGACUACCGGCCCGCGCGCUGGCUGGACCCCGCCGCGCUGCCAGAGAACCCCAACGCCUUCGCCGCCUUCAGCAUCGGGAAGCGGUCUUGUAUAGGUAAAACCUACGCCAUGAUGUCGAUGAAGACAACCCUGGUCCACCUGCUGCGGCGGUACCGCAUCCGGGCUGACCACACCAAGCUGGUCUGCAAGUUCGGCUUCGUACUGAAACCUGUUGCCGGCCACAGCAUCUCUAUUGAACUGAGAUAGGUUAGGGUUCUAUGUAUAUCCUUCAUAUCCAAAGCCAUUGGUCAGAAACUCUUGCAUGUGUACGCCUUCGAUAGACCGAUAUACCCAUUAACUUAUAAAGGGUGUUGCAUAAAGUAUAAAGGGUAUAAGUACUACGUGUGCAGCAUCUUAUGUGUAUCUAAGCCCAGAAAUGAAAUCAGAAUGUCAAAAUCGCGACAAAAAAUAUUUAUUAUCCAUAGAAACUUUGUAGCUCACGUGACUUUUAGCUAUGGAGUUUUUUUCAACACCCUGUAUAGGAACUAUUGCGCUCAGGUAAAACCUACGCCAUGAUGUCUAUGAAGACAACCCUUGUCCACCAGCUGGUCUGCAAGUUCGGCUUCGUACUGAAACCUGUUGCCGGCCGCAGCAUCUCUAUUGAACUGAGAUAGGUUAGGGUUCUACAGGGUGUUGCUAAAAGGGUGACUCAGGGGGUCAUUUUGAACAAAAUUUGUUCUACAAGUUUUAUACCCUUUUUUGCAACACGCUGCCGCUGUAUAUCCUUCAUAUCCAAGGACCUUGGUCAGAAAAUCGCGUUUUCAUGCGUACGAGUAUGCC
Molecule: messenger RNA, 2316 nt
Organism: Plutella xylostella (diamondback moth)
Lineage: Eukaryota; Metazoa; Arthropoda; Insecta; Lepidoptera; Plutellidae
Source: RefSeq, a predicted model, not a curated record